AGACUGCAGACAUGAUACAAGAGAUGGUCAGAGACUGCAGACAUGAUAUAUGAGAUGGUCAGAGACUGCAGACAUGAUACAAGAGACAGUCAGAGAAUGCAGACAUGAUACAAGAGAUGGUCAGAGACUGCGGACAUGAUACAAGAGAUGGUCAGAGACUGCGGACAUGAUACAAGAGAUGGUCAGAGACUGCGGACAUGAUACAAGAGAUGGUCAGAGACUGCGGACAGUGAUACAAGAGAUGGUCAGAGACUGCGGACAUGAUACAAGAGAU
Molecule: messenger RNA, 274 nt
Organism: Staurois parvus
Lineage: Eukaryota; Metazoa; Chordata; Amphibia; Anura; Ranidae
Source: the annotation of a GenBank genome assembly